This is a messenger RNA of Symbiodinium sp. CCMP2592, 6759 nucleotides long. NCBI's taxonomy places the organism in Eukaryota, Dinophyceae, Suessiales, Symbiodiniaceae. The record is from the annotation of a GenBank genome assembly.
AUGUCCUCAGGCUCGGGCUCGGAGCAGGCGAGUGGAAGCUACAAUGGGGACUCCAUGCAGGAGUCAGGAAUGUCAGGAAUCGCCGACAGGUACGGCUCCAACAUAAUGGACGAACCUGAUCAAGAUCAAGAGGAGGGCGCAGCUUCAAAGGAGGCAUCCUUCGAAGAGAAGGAAGCCACGGGCGCGUCCGAACUGAACAAGUACCUUUCCGUGUAUGAUCAGACAUUUGACAAAAUCCAGAUUCCUCCCGAUGUGGUGGAAGAGGUGCAAAACUGUCUGGCAGCCUUCAUCACGAUUAUGGGCGGCAAAGAAGCAGCGGGCGAGGCCAUUUACUCGGCAGUUUUCGAGGCCGCGCCCAGCCUUCAGGUGCUGUUCAAGACUCCAAGAUCUGUGAUCGCGCUUCGCUUUGUGACAGCGCUGUCUUCGCUGGUAUAUGCCGCCGGCAAGCCUGGGCAGCUCAAAACCCAAGUGGAGACCAUAGGCUUCCAGCACCUGGACAUUGAAGUCAGCAGUCCACGUGUGGACAUUUUCCGUGAAGCUAUUCUGGAACUUUUUGACCAGGAGCUCGGCCCAAGGCUUACCGAUCAAGCCCGAUUCGGCUUCCAGCUGUUGCUCAACUACACAGGAGGAGCCCUCAUUUACAUCAGACGAGAGUAUGCCAGCAGAAUUCGAAUCAUCCAGACCAGCUGGAAGUCUGCCAACAAAAAGGCGGCAGGAAUUUCGGACGUUGCAGAACCUGGAGAGAUGAAGACCCCCUCGGGGAGGUUGAAAGGCAAGUCAGGCGAAAUGGGAGAUGACAAUGACUCACUUGUGGGAGAUGCUGAUGGUGAGGGUGUGGCCAUCACAAAACAGACAGAUGGAAUGAUGGUUCCCAGUUCAUUCAACGACAUGUUUUUGUUCAACGCCGCUGUCAUGGGCUUGACCAACCAUGACUGGAUGACCUUGAUCCUGGACCAGCUUGAUGCCAUCGCGAACAACGUGGCCAACCCUUACCGUCUGCAGGAGGAAUGCGACGUCCUGGCUUUGGUUCUUUCGAAAUACCAGGGCACUUUCGUGCUCUCGGAGUUCAAAGCCGUGGUCCUGGCGUCUUUGCGAUCCUUAGUAUCCACUGAAUGGGAUUCCGAUCACGAAGUGGCCUGGAAUUGGCUUUGGCAGAACGUGGAGCGAUUGCUGAAACAAGUUCUUGGCAAGCCUCCAGUUCAUGAAAAAGCACUUUCGGAUUUGUUUAUGAGCCUUCCCGAAGCUUCGAUGGCCGCCAUUCGGCAAGAGUUUUUCUUACACUUCUUCAAAGUGGCGCCAGCUGGCUCUGACUUCUUUAAACAAUCGUCGACGAGACUGUACUUCAUCGCAGACAAGAUCAUAGAGCUCACCCUGGAGAUGUAUCGGCAGCCCCGUGCGAUGGUCGAGGAUAUCUCAGGGCUCGGGCUCCGCCACGUUGGAUAUUCGAUCCCAUCUGAACUGUUCUCGCCCUUCGUGACAUCUGCUGUGGAUGUGUUUCGGGAAAUCACCACGAGCGAGACGGCCAUAGCGGGGUUUCAAUGGUCCCUGACUCUGGUCUCCAAGAUCCUGGUAAGGGCAAUUUCAGAAGGAUCCACAGUUGUGAUGAAAGCGAUUAGCACAAAUGACGAGAUCAGCCUGAAGAAGGGCAUGGCCUUGUCGCCUCGGGGAAAGAGGGCCCAGGAUCUCCUCAACAUUUCGGUAGGUGCCCAGUCAAUCUCGCCCUUCUAUUGGUCCAUCAAGAGUGGAAACUUCAACAGCGCAAAAGCCAUACUGGACGACUUGCUGACAAUUCGAGCUGAUCGGGAUGUCUAUUACUUCGCGUGUGAUGACCUGUUUACUCGGCAUCCCGAUGUCGUGCAGUUCUUGAUCACUGAUGUGCCGGUGCUACUUCGUCCACUUUUCAGCGGCCUUGUCUGGAGAUCUCGGUGGAUCAACAAAGGCACCAGGCGAGUCAAUUACUACGUCAAGCACCUGGUUCAGGACUUGGAAGGGAACCCAAAUGAGACGCUCAGUUGGCUGGAAGAGCACGGCGAUCCCGAUAUCAUCAGCCAUCCUGCCGUAGUUUUCUUUUCAGAUAUCCUCUGGGACGGCAUCAGCAAGUUCCAUUUUCUGCGGGGUAGAGUCCACUUUCUUAUGUCCUUCAUCGUCUUCUUAGUCAGCCAGUCUGUUCUUUCAGCCGUGGAUGAUGCAGAUCGAUCUGAAGCCCUGCGAAUAGCUCUGUUCUCCUGCCGCAUCUUUAUUUAUGUGUUCUGCAUGAUGAAAAUGAUCUUCGACCAGAUCCGAAUGUUCUGCGCAGACUGUAGAGGAGGCUACGUGGAGCGGUAUUGUCGGAUACCGAUCCCGCACUACUUGCAGGAAUGGCAGGGCUUGGGUGGCUUGAUCCUUCUUUGGCUCCUGAUCAUUAUGGCAACGCAAGAGCCGAUGUUCUGGUGCCUGGGUGGGGACGAGACUCUCUUCACGACAGCUUGCGCUGAGGGCUUGGCCCGCAGGCGGAUUUAUUCUGUGUUUUCCAGUUUAGCAAUGAUUCUAUUCUGGGGCUUGCUUGUGAACCUCUCCGUCUUCUCAAUGCGCAUUUCUGCAUUCAUCCUUGUAUGUGGCCGAGUCCUUUCUGAGGUUGGCCUUUUCUUGUUGGCUUUCGUCUUCAUUAUCUUGGCUUCAGCCUCAUCCAUUAGCGCGCUGGAGCAAGGCGGCCAGAGUGAUGAGGACUUCUCAGGAAUUCCAUCGGGCUCGUUAACUUUGGCUGAGAUCGCCCUCAACAUCUACUCCGGGACGGCCCUGAACUAUCUCCGAAGUGAUAUGGUCUUGCUUUUUCUAGUCUACGCGUUCUGCAUCCUCGUCACCAUCUUCCUCGUGAGCUUGCUGGUGGCACAACUGAACCAAGCCUACCAGCACGGCUUCAAAGACAUGCAAGGCUUCGCACGCUUAAAUCGGGUUCACAUUAUUGUGUACACCUUAGAGAACAUGUCGAACAAGAGCUGGGCCCGUUUUCUGGAGUCUCUGCACUUCGACGAACGGCUUGAGUUCAACGAGGGCGAUGUCGGGGUGGCGGGAGGCAUUCAGGUGCUGGAGCCGGCCAGUCAGCACCCGACCAGUGUUGAGUCCAUCCGCCGCUAUGGGGGCUCGACUGCACCGACCAUGCCAUGGCCCGAAGAGCCAGGAGAUUACGGCCAGGAGGAUAAGUUCGAGAAGCUAGAGAAGCUGAUCAUCCGAACAACGAAGAACCUGAAUAAGGGACGCGAGAAGCACAGACGGCCUGGCGGCCAGAGUGGCGCCUCGUCUAUGGCCAUGUCAGAAGAGGCGACAGAGGACGCGGCCGAGGCAGAGGAGGGAGAUGACACCAUCCCGAAUGAGCAACCGGCUGAGGAGGACACAGACAAGAACAUCCAGAAGCAUUUGGAAGUGCAUGACGCCACCUUUGAGGAGGCGUUCCAUGUUGUCAUCCGGGUAUGCAUGAGAGAUCCGUGUACGGUCCACGCCUUGAGCAUGUGGGCUCUUGUGGAUGCCGAGGCGUAUUUUCCACUCGAUGUCAUGCAGGAAGUUCUUCCCUUACUCGAGGGUCUCAACUUCUGUGAACGGAUCGUAAUGCGAAACGGGGCUCUUGCGAGCGGGUUCACGGCUAAGGUCCAAGACGCCUGGCACGUUUUCAUUACCCAGCUCAGCGGUCGCGACUUGGCGCAACUUCGCGACGCAGCAGGAGAGGCAAUCUAUGCGGCAGUCUUCGAUGCGGCCCCAAGCCUGCAGAGUCUGUUCAAAACAGCCAGGUCAGUCAUGGCGAUGCGCUUCAUGAAUGGCCUUACCUCGAUCGUCUCAGCUGCGAACAAUCCGCAGUUGCUCAAGACACAAGUGGAGAGCCUUGGCUUCCAGCAUUUGGACCUGGAAGUGACCGUUCCGAGAGUGGGCAUCUUCCGUGAAGCUAUUGUGGAGCUCUUCGAAAUGGAAUUGGGCGUCCGCUUCUCGACAAAAGCUAAACUUGGCCUCCAGGCCGUGCUGAAUUAUGCAGGCGGCGCCUACAUUUACAUUCGUCGCGAGUAUGCCUCCCGAAUUCGGACAAUACAGCGAAGUUGGAAGACUGCAAACAAGUCUGCUCCUGGCGAGGAGGAUGGAGAGGAAGAUGCGGAGAAGUCCGGAGACCAGACACAGGAAGCCAAGCAGGAAGAGGAGACGCAGCCACAGCAGCCAGACACUACAGCCACACAUGAGGCUCAGUCUAAAGACGUCCAGGGUCAGCCGUCUAGCAAGACCAUGGCAUCCGGAAAAGACGGAAAGGCUCCAGUGAAGGUUCCAACUACCUUCAACGAAAUGUUCCUGUUCAAUGCGGCCGUGAUGGGCUUUGCUGACAGCACCUGGAUGACAUUGAUUCUCGACCAGUUCCACAACAUCGUGACCAAUGUCGCCAACUCCUACCGUUUGCAAGAGGAGUGCGAUGUGCUGACACUGGUGCUCGACAAGCACGAGGGGCAGGUUCACCUGUCGGAGUUCAAGGCAGUUAUGCUGUCAUCUUUGCGCUCCCUGGUCCCGAAAGAAUGGGAUUCCGAACAUGAGGUAGCAUGGAAUUGGUUGUGGGAGAACGUAGAGCGUAUGCUCAAGUCCCAUAUGGGCAAGCCACACAGCCAAGAGAAGGCUUUAGAGCGUUUUAUUUCUGGUCUUUCACCUGACGAUGUUACACAGCUUCGGCGCCACAUCUACCAGAAGUUCUUCCAGGUCGCCCCGGCCGGGCAGGACCAUUUUAAGCAGUCUACCACGAGACUGUACUUCAUCGCAGACAAAAUCUUCGAAAUGACGAUGGAAAUGUUUCACAGCCCUCGCAUGAUGGUGGAGGACAUCUCUGCUCUGGGUCUACGACAUGUAGGCUACGCCAUCCCGACGGAGCUCUUCGCUCCUUUUGUCUCGUGCGCUGUGGAAGCCGUGCGUAUGAUGACCACGGACGAGGUUGCAGAGGCUGCCUUCCGUUGGUCCUUGACGCUGAUUUCCAAGAUCUUGGUGCGCACUAUCCUUGAGGGCAGCACCAUCGUGAUGAAAGCCAUCAACACGAACCAGGCAAAAGCUCUGAAGAAGGCAGUGGCUAUUGCUCCGCGAAGCAAGCGCGCAAUGGAGCUGUUGAACAUUACGGUGGGUACCCAGUCCAUCUCUCCCUUCUAUUGGGCCAUCGAAAGUGGCAGUUUGGAGUGUGCCAGGGCCAUGAUCCAGGAUUUGCUGACGAUCCGUGCCGACAGAGACAGCUACUACUACGGCGUUGAUCAUUUAUUCACACGACACCCCGAAGUGGUUCAACGCCUCUGUGCCAUCGCUCCGCAGCUCCUUUGGCCUCUUCUGGACGGACUCGUCUGGCGCUCUCGCCAGGCUCUGGGUGGAAGACGCCGCGUGAACUACUAUGUGAAGAAUUUGGUGCAGGAUCUUAACAGCAACUUCAACAUGGCUUUGGAGUGGUUGGUGGAACGACAUGACCCUAAGAUCAUUUGCCAUCCAUGCGUUGUGAUCUUCGCUGACCUUUUGUGGACUCGGCUGGCGCAGUACAAUUUCCUGUUAAGCCGAUGCUACUUCCUGUUCUCGCUAUGUGUUUUCAUUGCAGGCCAAGCAAUCUUGGGAAAAACCGACGGGACUUUUGAAGAGCGCGUGGCUACGUUUUGCUGUCGAAUCUUCAUCUAUCUUGGCAGCAUGUGCCGCAUCCUCUACAGUCAGAUUCGACUCUUCUAUGAUGACAUCAAGGCUGGUUCCAUUGAUCGCACAUACAGGAUCCCGAUUCCAAUGUAUCUGCUCAAUCCGCAAGACUUUGGAAACCUCAUCCUGCUGAUCAUUCUCAUGCUCAUGUGCGCACAGGAGCCAAUCUUUCAUUGCUUGUCGCACACAGAAGAAUUUGGUCUCUUCUCCGUCAAGUGUGCAGACCGUGGGCACAAGGACAUCUACGCAGUAUUCUCUGGCGUGGCAAUGCUCUUGUACUGGCUCCUCCUCAUCAACUUCAGCAUCUUCUCCAUGCAGAUCUCGGCGUUUGUUCUGGUGUGUGGCAGGGUGCUGACAGAGGUUUUCCUUUUCUUGCUGGCUGCGCUCUUCUUGCUUGUCUCCUUCGCAACGGCUAUUGCGGCAAUGAACCACAGCUUGAAGGAUUUCAGUCGUAUCGACAAAGGAAUGGAGUCGCUGCUCGAGAUGACACUGAGCAUGUAUCCGAAUGAGGCCCUCAAAGAGGUUCUGACACAGUCCGUGUGGGUGGAGAUGUGUAUCGUGCUGUUCACCAUCCUGAUCUCGGUUGUGUUUCUGAACCUGUUGGUGGCGCAGUUGAACCAGGCAUACAACCUGGUUCAUGAAGAUAUGCAAGGAUAUGCACGCUUGACCCGUGGAAGCAUCAUCGUCUCGACUGUCGAAUCAAUAUCUCGCAAACGUUGGAACGGCUUCUUGCAGAGCCUCAACUUCGAUCAACGAUUGGAGUUCAAUGAGGGCGAUAUCGGUCUGGCAGGCGGCAUUCAGGUCUUCGAGCCGGCCAACGCCAACCCGACGACGGUGGAGACCGUGAGGCGCUUUGGUGGAUCCACGGCACCAGGCGUUCCCUGGCCAGAGGAUCCUCUGGACGCAGGAGAAGAGGAUCGCCUGGAGAAACUCGAGAAGAUCGUGGUGAAAGCCAUGAAGACGAUCACGGACAAGAAGGGCGGCUCCAUGGGCACCGGAUUUUCGGGCGUCUCGGGUUUCCCGUCCUCAACAUCUGGAAGUGGACUCAGCUCUGGAGGCGGAUCCUCCGAUGGAGCUGGAAGAAGCGGGAUGAGUCGCUGA